Molecule: messenger RNA, 718 nt
Organism: Fusarium odoratissimum NRRL 54006
Lineage: Eukaryota; Fungi; Ascomycota; Sordariomycetes; Hypocreales; Nectriaceae
Exons: 2
Coding region: 1-687 (228 amino acids)
Biological process (GO): protein phosphorylation
Molecular function (GO): ATP binding; protein kinase activity
Source: RefSeq, a predicted model, not a curated record
AUGGCCAAGGGCGGUUUUCUUAACUCAAAGUGCCCGAACGUGGCACUUCACUGCAAGAGCUGCGCUCCCGCCCGCACACGUCAUCCUGUCAAUCACGAGGAGUGGCUUCGCCUACUCUGGAAGCAGCUGAAACAGUCUCUCGACGACGGGAUCAGGCCAUUGGGGGAGGGUGGUGCGCGGGGUGUGCUCUUCCAAGUGACCCUACUUGCGCAUGGCUACACCUUUGUCAGCAAGGGCACGGUGCGGGCUUUCAUCAGAGAUCUCGAGCACGAGGCUGCUGUCUACGAGCGUCUCAAGCCGAUCCAAGGCGUCUGCGUGCCUGUCUUCCUGGACAGGUCGCUCAAAGACGAGGCCAUUCGGUCCUUAAGAGCCAUGCAUCGAGAGGGCGUGGUCCACAAAGAUGUGAGGCUUGCAAACAUGUUAUUCAAUCCUGAGACCAACAGGGUUAUAGUGAUCGACUUUGAACAGGCUUUGCUACUCAAGCCGGCUCGGCGUCCAUUGGCGCAGCUGGUGCCGAACAAGCGAGCGUGGAAGUCGGAGACGAUGGAUGCCAAGAAGGUAACUGGUGAUUCAAGCAAGCGAAGUCAGGCAAGUCAAAGCUUUUCAGAGGAUAUUUGGUUGGCAAAGACGGCAUUCUUAGAGUGGAAUGCUGACCGAUGGACACGAGUCGCGAGAGCGCCUUGCUAGCAAAUCUACAGCCAAUCACCCUACACUUCUA